Lodderomyces beijingensis is the source of this 924-nucleotide messenger RNA. The record is from the annotation of a GenBank genome assembly. Lineage: Eukaryota; Fungi; Ascomycota; Pichiomycetes; Serinales; Debaryomycetaceae.
AUGUCUGCUGCUGCUCAGCCAAAGGUUCCAAACUACACCAUCACCGAUUACGCCAAGUUUGCUGUGGCUGGUGCUAUGGGCUGUGGUCUUACCCACGGAGCCAUGACCCCGAUUGAUGUGGUCAAGACCAGAAUCCAAUUGGACCCUCAAGUGUACAACAAGGGUAUGGUGGGCUCCUUCAAGCAAAUCAUCAAGACCGAGGGUGUCGGAGCCUUGUUGACUGGGUUGGGCCCCACUGUUCUUGGCUACUCCUUGCAGGGUGCUUUCAAGUUUGGAGGUUACGAGUUCUUCAAGAAGCAGUUUAUCGAGUACUUGGGCUACGACACUGCCAAGAAGUACAAGGACUCCAUCUACAUUGGUUCUUCGGCUUUAGCUGAGUUUUUCGCUGAUAUUGCCUUGUGUCCCUUGGAGGCCACCAGAAUCAGAUUGGUGUCUCAGCCAACUUUUGCUAACGGUUUGGUUGGCGGUUUCACCAAGAUUGCCAAGGAGGAAGGCUUUGGCUCUUUUUACAACGGUUUCACUCCAAUCUUGUUCAAGCAGAUUCCUUACAACAUUGCCAAGUUUUUGGUUUUCGAGAGGGCCGCUGAAGCUAUCUACACCGCCAUCCCAACCCCAAAGAAGGACUUGUCGACCGGCACCCAAACCGCCGUCAACUUGGGUGCUGGUAUCAUUGCCGGAUGCGCUGCUGCUAUUGUUUCCCAACCUGCGGACACCUUGUUGUCCAAGGUCAACAAGACCAAGAAGGCUCCAGGCCAAUCCACUAUUGGAUUGUUGGUUCAAUUGGCCAAGCAAUUGGGUUUCGCUGGUUCCUUUGCUGGUUUGCCCACAAGAUUGGUUAUGGUUGGUACCUUGACUUCAUUGCAAUUCACCAUCUACGGCUCUUUGAAACAAGCUUUGAACUGUCCUCCAGCUGUUGCCUUGUAA